CGAAAAUCUGAAAUGAUGACAGUUUUGCUGAGCAGAUAAUCUGCACCUUAACAACUGACUUGAUAACGGAUGUUGGCUUUGCUAGAAGCGAGGUUAUUGGGAGUUACAUUACGAAAGAGCUCAGUUUUGUUUCCUGUCGGCUGCCAGUGAUGGACAUACAGCAAGGUGGGAUUGACAAUUAUUGAUUUUUUUUGGGACCACAACAAGGAUCAGCAAGUCUGAUACUCACUUCUGGAACGAGGAGUUCGCGAGCUCAGUUGGUUGGGUCCGUGUUAGAAUCAGAGUGGUGUAGUUUUUAUUUUGGUGUCCUACAUGUGAAGUGAAGAAAACUCGUUAACAGACUAACUUUGUCUCUCGGUUUAUGGUUCUUGAAUACUUACACUCUACUCAUCUGUCAGUGGUGAGACAGUGGCCACUUCCAUAGUACGUUCAUUGUUCACAACAACCCGAGGACGUUUUUCACACGAUAUUACCAAACCGUGAGACGUGCCAUCACCGGAGCUAAUACUACCUUGACAUUUCACCCCUGUAUGUACAACCACAAAGACCAGUAGGUCCUUGACGUCAUAAUCGUAACCAUACCUGUGAUGUCAUGACUGAGGAUCACGCCAUGACCGCGGGUUUGAUCCCCGUCCGCCAUGCCGCCCUACCCGGGGUGGUCAAGCUGCCCCGGCGCUACGAGAAGGCGGCACUGGGUGACCCCCGCACUGCCAGGUACAGGAAGGUCAGCAUCUGCGCAGGACCGCUGACCGUGGGUGACGGCAUGUCGGACAGACUGGAUGAUCUCAUGACGGCCAUCAUGUGGGUCAAACAGGAACUGAUUCUCUUGAGACAACACGACAUCCUCCUGAAGAGGCAGUUCUUUGACAUCCAUCAUUCUAUUCGAUCUCCACAACCGAAGAACCAGCUCACGAGCUCCUGCUCCUCCUCCACCUCCUCAUCCCUUCUGACUCCCACCUCCCCAACCUCCCCCACUUCUCCCUUGCACACAUCAGUGACUGCCCCCUACAGCAACAACAACAACCUCUCACACUCCGAUCCUCUCUCCCCGCCGGCACCCUCAGACGUUUCUGAUGACGUCACAACAUCCACCCCGGACGCAUCGCCUGUCUUGUCAGGCCGAAAGCGGUCAUCGUCUGGUCGUCUCCCAGCCUCGUUCUCGCAUUUUUACAUGGAGGCUCUGAUAGUGCGGCCGUCCUCCUCCGCCACGCUGCUAAACAGCGUCAACGAUAACGACGACGACGACGAUGAGGACACCGACGGCGAUGACACGUUUGAUGACGAGUUCUUCCGGCCCAGGACGUCGUCCAUGCGAACGUCGCGUGACCUGGCAGCCCUGGCCAGACGGAGAGGGAGCAAAGAACUCAUAUGACGUUCAGGACAAUAGAAGGGAGAUUACAACCCAUAGAAUAUACUCAUGUUCCCAUAAGGAGAUGGGCUUGGGGAGGCAUAUUGAGAGUAAAGAACUCAUCUGACCCAGUGUCUGGUUUCAGGGACUUAAGCAGCAAACACAAAGAAAACGUUUUAAAAUGAUUUGGCAAAUGUUCAUAAAGAAAACAUUUUUACUGGAUAGUCCAAGUAUAAAACGUCUCUGCUCUGUGUUCGAUCUACUGUGCCCUUCUUCAUAUGCACCUCAGAUCAAUGUAUCCAGGUUUUGCCCUGAACUAUAUACAUCGCAGUGAAAAUAAGACUUUUUGCCUUUUUCUUCCAGAUAUCCCUUUAUAAUUGAUGUGAAGUAAAUCCUACACAGACCACUGAGUCCCGAAAAGAAUGUAGCUUUUUGUGUGAGGCUUUCGGGAGGCAGUUAAAAGUAACCUCGCUAAUUGAUGAAGAUGGAUCAUAGGGGAAUUUGCUGGAAUGAAGGAAGCCUCCUUUUAUGAAUCGAUUGAUCUCUGCCAUAUAUUCAGGCACUUUUAAUUAAUCUGUACUAUUUUCUACGAUGGUAUUGUGCUGGACUACGCUAUGGGUGACCUUCUUUCGAAUACCUAACCAGGUUUUCUUAUUAUUGGGUGAUUUGGAGAUUUUUCAAAGACAAUUUUGAUGGGUUAUAUCUGACACUGACUAUAAAUUGGAGGUUUGGCUUCCAAGGUAAGUUAUGCAGUGUCAGAUAGAGUGUUAAGCUUGAAAACAUACCAAACGUAAUUGGUAAUGUUUUUAAAGAGAAGCCCAUCGACACAAUAACAGCUAAUCAUUGAUU
Molecule: messenger RNA, 2197 nt
Organism: Aplysia californica (California sea hare)
Lineage: Eukaryota; Metazoa; Mollusca; Gastropoda; Aplysiida; Aplysiidae
Product: putative protein TPRXL
Exons: 2
Coding region: 593-1372 (259 amino acids)
Source: RefSeq, a predicted model, not a curated record